AUGGCUUAUCUCGGGGGUCCCAUCUGGGAUCUCUGCGAGGAAGCCACUUGUUCCAUCUGCCUGCAGUAUUUCCAGGAUCCAGUGAUCAUCCCGGAGUGCGGGCACAACUUUUGCCGAGCCUGCCUGAGCUGGUGCUGGGAGAAAGCUGGGGCAGAGGCUUCCUGCCCUCAGUGCAGGGAAACAGUUCAGCAUAGGACUCUCAUCUCAAAUCGGCCGCUGGCAAAUCCAAUACUUAUAGCCAAGAAGAAACUCGGCCUUCAAGAGGGGCUACGGGUAGAAGGAAAGGGAAGAGUCUGUGAGAAGUACCAGGAGCCCUUGAAACUCUUCUGUAAAGACCACAAAACCCCGAUCUGUCUUGUGUGUGAGAAAUCCAAGGAACAUGAAAAUCACAAGGUGAUUCCUCUGGAAGAGGCUUCCCAGGCCUACAAGAAUGGGGUCAGCAGCUGCCUAGACAAUCUGAGAAAGAAGACAGAGAAAAUCCUGACAUUCAAAGCAGAUACUGAAAAGGAAAGCCAAAACCUGCUUGGGCAAAUUGAUGCAGAGAGGGGAAAGACAGUGGCUGAGUUCAGAUGGCUGCGCCAGUUUCUGGAAGAACAAGAGAAGCUUCUCCUGGCCCAGAUGGAAGAGGUGGCGAAGGAGAUUGCAAGGAAAAGGGAUGAGCACCUGGCCAGGCUCUCCGAGGACCUCUCCUGUCUCGAAAGCACCAUCCAGGAGAUGGAGGACAAGCAUUGGAAACCAGCCAGUGAGCUCCUGCAGGAUAUUGGGAGCUUCUUGCAGAGGUAA
Molecule: messenger RNA, 783 nt
Organism: Rhineura floridana
Lineage: Eukaryota; Metazoa; Chordata; Lepidosauria; Squamata; Rhineuridae
Product: zinc finger protein RFP-like
Exons: 5
Coding region: 1-783 (260 amino acids)
Molecular function (GO): zinc ion binding
Source: RefSeq, a predicted model, not a curated record